Molecule: messenger RNA, 4660 nt
Organism: Etheostoma spectabile (orangethroat darter)
Lineage: Eukaryota; Metazoa; Chordata; Actinopteri; Perciformes; Percidae
Product: rho GTPase-activating protein 7
Exons: 17
Coding region: 272-3730 (1152 amino acids)
Biological process (GO): actin cytoskeleton organization; regulation of Rho protein signal transduction; signal transduction
Molecular function (GO): lipid binding; GTPase activator activity; protein binding
Source: RefSeq, a predicted model, not a curated record
CUGGUGUUUAGUUGGUCCGGUCCGGGACAGAGGAAGGGGAGUGGUAGGGCGAAAAGGGGAAAUCUGCAACAAUGACUUCAUUAACAUGAUGCCCAACAUGACCAGUAUGACUUUAUGACUCCAUUACAACGCUGGAUAUGUGACUUUUUCACGUUGGAUUUAAAUUCUUGAAAUAUCUGUAUGUAUCUGUGUCUGAUUCUACAUCAAUUCUCGAGGGUAACAUGGAAGUCUGCUGAGGUUUCCUCCAUCCAAGACUUCAGACACCAGAAGCAUGUUGAUCACAAAGAUUGAAGCCAAGGAGGCCUGUGAUUGGCUGCAAGCGGCCGGUUUCCCUCAGUACGUGCAAUUAUUCAAAGACUGCAGGUUCCCCGUAGACAUCGAGUGGGCGAAGCGUGAUCACGACUUCCUGGAUAGAGAUGCCCUCGACUCCCUCUGCAGGAGAUUAAGCACUUUAAACAAAUGCGUGGAAAUGAGGCUGGAGCCCCGGAGAUCAAAACGCAGGGGAGACGACUGUAAUGAAGAAGACUUCUGCGCCAUCAGCCCCAACUGGACCUACGACAGGCGGACGCGGCGAUGGCGGCGCCUCGACUCCACGGUGGACGUCCUUCGCUUGUCUGACAGCCCCACCGGACCCCGGGAUCUGUCUCUGUGCGAGGUCGCCGACCGCCACGAUGUCUGCUCCAUCCACAGCUCCAGCAGCACUGAGAGCGAAGGCCACAACGGGCACCGUAAGAGUCCCGGAGAUGACGCCGAAAGCACGACCGCAACUGUCCCCAGCAACCCGGACAAUCAGGAGGCCAGCACGAGCUCCUCCCGCUGCUCCUCCACCAACAAGACGCCUUCUCUGGAAGCCUCGUUUAGUGGACCCCCAUCACCCGGUGGAAGCGGUGGAGGAUCGUCCACCGUGAGUCUGGAGGCCGAGGGCUGCUUCCCGGACAAACCACCUAGGAAGAAGGGCACCAGUCUGCUGAGGAAGAUGGAGAAACUGAGGCUGAGGGGAACGAGUGGCCUUCUCGCCUCUGCUCACGGCGGGAGUCGGCCCCAGCACGUUGGCAACGGGCCGGUCCAGGUCCAGGACCAUGAGAGGAGGGAGAGGAUGGAGAGGCUGCACGGCCCAUCAAGCCUGCAGGGUCGACCCAACAGCCGGGAGUCUUCCUUGCCCUCGUCUCCUCGCACCAUCAGCAGCAGCAGCAGUAACAGCCAAUCAGAGAGUAGCAGCACCGUCAGCACGCCCAGCCCGGUGGCCCGGGUCAGGGCCAACUGCAAACGCUCCAACAGCGGGGUCGGGGUUGUUGGUGCAACGACCCGGAACAACCAGAACCACACGGGAACACAGGACUACAGGAACCAGAUCAACAACAACAACAACAGCAGCAGCAGCAGCUGCAGCAGCGUGGGUCUGGUCUUCCAGAUCCCCCACGGACACAAACCAGGGACCUUCCCCACCUCUCUCGCACACAAACACGCCCUCCUGUCCCCCAUCAUCGACAACACCUCAGUCAACUGGAGGACCGGGAGCUUCCACGGUUACCGCGGAAAGCAAGACCACUGUCCCCGUGGCACGUCAUCUCUGGCCACUGGUGACCAGGACCCCUCGUCGUCUUCUUCUCCCUGUGACGUCGCAGUCCCCGGUCCGCUUCAGGUGCUGGAUCAUCGGAUGAGUGUCUACGACAACGUGCCCGACGACCUGCAGCUGUCGGAAAGCGAAGGUGGCAGCGGAGGAAGUGGCAGCGACGCAGAACGGAUGGGUGAGGAGUCGGAGAUGAGCCGAUUGUUGGCAGGUGAAGAUGUUUUCUCGGCUCUGGACAGCGUUCUGGAGAGGAUCGGCGACCUCCAACAACUCGUCUCCACCUGGUCCGAAAAUCUAUCCGAGGACGACAGUCAGAGAGGUUCCUCCUCCUCCUUGCCAUCCUCUCCCUUCUCCCAAGACUCGCCUGGUAACAGCUCAUCAGCCGCCUCCCCCUGCCCCUCCUCCCCCAGCGACAUCCACCUGGACGUGCAGCAUCCGGAGGAGACGGAAGAGGAAGAGGAGGAGGAGGUACAGAGCAAUAAGGAGAUAACUGUGAACGAAGAGGAGCCAAAGACCAGAUCACCACAACCCAGGAACGGCAGAGUGAGCCAGCAGCUGCAGUGGUCCAGCGAGCAGAGCCUGCCGUCCCUGCUCACCAGUCCAGGAGUGGAGAGCCAGUCUGUGUCCCAGUUCCUCCUGCUGCAGAAACACUCCCUGCUCAAACUCACCGCUCUGAUGGACAAGUACUCCCCGUCCAGCAAGCAGGGCUGGAACUGGACUGUUCCCAAGUCGCCGAGGAAGACCAAGGUGAUGGAGGUGAAAGGUCGGCGAGUUUUCGGGGUUCCUCUGCUCCUCAGCGUCCAGCAGACAGGAGAGCCACUUCCUCCCAGCAUCCUCAGAGCACUGGUCUACCUGAGGGAUGAGUGUUUGGAACAGGUGGGUCUUUUCCGUAAGUCAGGGGUGAAGUCUCGUAUCCAGUAUCUCCGCGAGCUGGUGGAGUCGGACCCGGACGGCGUUUCGUUCGACGGUCAGUCUGCCUUCGACGUGGCAGACAUGGUGAAGCAGUACUUCAGAGACCUGCCCGAACCCAUCUUCACCAGCAAACUCUGCGAGUCCUUCCUCCACAUUUACCAAUAUUUUCCCAAGGAUCAGCAGCUAGUUGCAGCUCAGGCGGCCAUCUUGCUGCUUCCUGACGAGAACAGGAUGGCGCUGCGAACGCUGCUGUUCUUCCUGCGGGACGUCGUGGCCUGCGUGGUUGAGAACCAAAUGACUCCGACCAACAUUGCAGUUUGCCUGGCGCCGUCACUGUUCCACCUCAACACCCUGAAGAGAGACGCCAACGCAGCCAGGUCGAGUCACAGGAAGUACAGCCUGGGCCGCCCAGACCAGCGGGACCUCAGUGAGAACCUGGCUGCCACCCAGGGCCUGGCCAACAUGAUCACAGAGGCCCAGAGACUAUUCCAGCUUCCAAAUUUUUGGCCCGGUCAGCGUUCAGGGGAGGAAGGAGGCGGCCCGGUGUCCCCCGGUCAGCGUUCAGGGGAGGAAGGAGGCGGCCCGGUGUCCCCCGGUCAGAGCGGCGCUCAGGAGGAGCAGGGGGAGAGGAGGAGCAAGCUGCAGCGGAGCACCCAGCAUCUCCUGGCGGAGGCCAGAGAGAAGAGCCGAUGCUGGGAGAGCCACGCGGCGCCGGAGCACGUGGAGCUGGCCUUCAAGAAAAUGGCCGACGGCUGCCCGCUGUGGAUGUGGCGCGGCUCCGUCGAGGUGGACGCCCCCCAGGAGGAGCUGCUGGGCCGGCUGCUGCGAGACCAGGAGCUGUGGGAGGGAAGCCUGAGCCACGCCGCUGUCAUCCAGACCUUGUCCAAGGACACGGAAGUUUACCGCUACCACCUCCAGGGCCACGGCCUGGGCUUCCGGCCCCCGCAGGAACAUCUGCUUCUCAGGACCUGGCAAGCAGACCCGUCCGCUGGCCCCCUGUACCUGUCUUCUGUGUCCACGGAGCACCCUGAGGUGCUGUCGGAGGGGGUUAGAGCCCACGUCUACUCCUGCCUCUACCUGCUGGAGCCCACCGGAGCCAGGAAGACCCGACUCACGCACCUCUGUCGAACAGACACCCGGGGCCGGUCGCAGGAGUGGCACAACAAGGUGAGCGGACAUCUUCUGGCCUCCGGUCUCCUGGCGAUCAGGGACUCCUUCAGAGCAGAACACAAAGAGACCAAGAUAUGAGAUCACCAGCGCAGACGUUUGGAAGCUGAGGGGGAUUUACAGAUGUUGCACUGAUGUGCAGUAACUGGCAGACAAGAGACGACGGCAUCUCUUUUCCACUGUGGACUUUCUCUGAAGUUUUUGAAAGUGAACCUGGUUGCCCCGGAGCACACGGCGGGCCGGGAAGGUGACCAAUGAGGGCUCCCCCUGAACCAUGUGUGUCUCUUUGGCUUCUCCUUCCCCGUUGCUGUAUGAGUUUUUGCUUUGUUUUGGGGUUUUUUGUCAGUGACCUUGCAGAUUGCCAGCAGCACCUCGGCACUGCCUGCUGCGUCUGUAACGCUUCACACUCACAAGUUCCCAAAAAAAAAAGCGCAAACCCUGGCGAGCUUUGACAAUGAUGAAACGCUGAGGCCUGAUUUGACUUCUAACUGAGGGAAGAGAAACGGGGCGAGAUGGAGCAUGUGGAUCUGACAGGGCUUCAGACUAUGUAUUUUUUAACUAAGAGCACUGUGGCCCCUAACUGAAAGUGUUUGGGGGCGCAGGCAGAAAAUUCAGCAGCGCACACCUUUCAAAUCGACUCAAUUUCUCAUUUUCAUCUCAUUGUCUCAUCUGGAGCAGCAGAUCCAGAUCCAGAUCCAGCUCGUGGCGUUCUGACUCUGAGCCACGUGAACUCCCUCAGCCACAACACAGCGUUCUGGCCUCUUCUGUCGGAGAUUGGGAAAAGAAAUGCGUGGAUUUUUUUUGGUUUUCCAUGGUUGACUUUUUGGACUUUUUACGAUGAAAGCGAGACACGCGAGUGGAGAUUACGUUACCCGCGCAGUUCUACGCCUCGUCCCUCUCUUACACACUGGACUCUGGCAGACUCGCUCCCUAUUUCGCUUUCAACACAAAAUAAAUAAACUAAAAUGUCAAAAAGUUGCAAGUCGCACACACGGCAAUAGUUGACAAAAA